AAGAUGAAACGAGAAGUUUGAUAAACUUCAUGAUGAAAUGAACUUUAAAUAUGAACGAAUUAUCAUCAUUGAUACCACUAAAUAUUGUAGUUUGUUCUUAAUACCCUUAUCCAUAUUUGGCCGGAGAACCUUUGACUUUCACUGGAAACAUAGCAAGAAACAAUACUACUUACAAGGGCAUGAUGGCCGCACUAAAGGGUUUGAUGUAUGAGAGAGCAAAGAGUGUUAUUUACUCAGAAGCUUUUAUAACUCCAAAAAACUAUUGGUGAGCAUACAGAGCUCAUGAUGUACCUUUUGAAUUAUCUUAAAUAUAACAAGUUCAUACAUUGAUCUGCUGCUUACUAGCUGUAUAUUUUUACCAACAUGGAAUGCAGUAUCUACGUGGAAAGCUGGUACAACCAACUAAAAACAAGCUACUUACAAAGAAAGAAAAAUAGAAAGCUGGAUCGCUUAACCUUUAUCUUGGUUGAUAAUGUUCAUACCGAUUUUAUCCACAACACCACAAGGAUGGCUGCUAAUAUCGAACGUAUGAGCUCAAAGACUAGAGAGGCAAGAGAGAAAACGAAUGCAGCAGAAGAAAUCAAUGAGCUGUCAUUAGAAGAUGUGGUGCAGAAAGUGUAUAUUGAUGAAGAAGCUUGUUAUAUUGUCAAGUCUCUCACGACAGAAGUUGUAUACGAUAUAUCAACUAAGCAAGGAAUGAUGACUGCAUCUGUGUGGUUUACAGCCAAGAUAGGAAUUGACUCUAGCUUGAGAAUUCAUACUAUGGGUGGGACAGCACUCAUCCAUAAUACUGUAGAGAAUGAUCAUAGUGAAGCAAUUGCUGAAAGCUCUGAUGUGCUUCAAUCAGAAGUACCAUCUGAAGCUGGAAGUAGAACAGAUGUGUUGACAAGCACCACGAAUGUAUGCAGACAGGCUUUAGAAAGUCGUAUACAUUUAACUUCUGAAAAUAACAACAGACUGUUACAAAUAUAUAAUGAAUUAAGACAGUUGUUGUCAGUUAAUGAAGAGAUGCAGCUUCCACCAAAUAUAAAUAUGCAAACACAAAGAAGAUAAAGCAUAAAAGUUCAGAAAGGGGGGGGGCAAAAUAAGUAAAUCCGUAUAAAUGUGUAACGUCAUAAUGAGCCAAUCAUCUUGAUAGCGCUUUUUUUCUCACAAUGCACACACACGCAUAGUGUGUGUUUAUAUGC
Messenger RNA from Rhizopus microsporus ATCC 52813, 1187 nucleotides. RefSeq lists its product as uncharacterized. The record is from RefSeq and is a predicted model, not a curated record. Bases 364 to 1053 code for a protein of 229 amino acids. Lineage: Eukaryota; Fungi; Mucoromycota; Mucoromycetes; Mucorales; Rhizopodaceae. The transcript is spliced from 3 exons.